Messenger RNA from Camelina sativa (false flax), 1520 nucleotides. Lineage: Eukaryota; Viridiplantae; Streptophyta; Magnoliopsida; Brassicales; Brassicaceae. The record is from RefSeq and is a predicted model, not a curated record.
UGGAGAUUGCUAUAUUCUUGUCUUUUGGUUUCUUAAAAGGACAUUGUUGUUUUGGUAUCUUUCAAUAAGAGUUUCAUACUUAAAACUCUUCAUGAUACCUUUCCUUUGCUUCAGGUCUUGGGCAAAAAGCUUAUUCUUUAAGGAGAAACAAAGAUAAAAAAGGGUUCUUUUAAGCACUUUUACGUAUUUCCGAAACCACACAUAACCUUUUAAUGUCAUGCUGAUCAAGAACCCAUUGAUACUUUCUACUUUCCACAUAUUCAGCCAUUUCUUUUGUCUGGAUUGGCUUUGCUGAUUGAUUCUUCUUGUUUAUAAUCUAAUUUCCUCUAGACAAAACCAAGUUUUUAUGAGUCAUGGCCAUCUCUGAGGAAACAAUGUCACACUAUGCUGAAACUACAUAUGGAAGGAGGAGCAAAGAUGUUGAUGAAGCUCGCAGAAUUUACCAACCGAAACAGAGUGACAUCACCGGUAAAAUCAUCAUUUUCACCCUUGCGGGGCUUUGCAUUCUGCUCUUCAUCUUCAUCAUCAUCGGUUUCUUUUUCAUAGCCAAGCCACUUAAAGCAAGCUUGACAUAUGUUGAUGUAAGAAGCCUCAGCUACAACAAGGAUACAUCAUCAUCGCUUUACUUCAACUCAACACUGGCUAUGGAAAUCAGAAUUGAGAAUCCUAAUCUCGGGUUCUUUGAGUUUCCCACUAGUAAAGGAGAUGUCUUGUACAACGGCCAAGUUGUUGGUGAAAUGAGGAUUAGUGGACAACGAGUGGCUUCUUUUGGUUCCAUAAGAACAGAGGUUAGGACAGAAGUGGGAUACAAAGGGAAUCAAAGAUCACCUGUUUGGUUGAAGAAUGAUAUAGAGAGAAGGCUAAUAAUCCUUAACACCAGAGCUAAACUGAGAGGUGAAGUACACUUGAAGGCUUUGAACAAGAGAACAGUGAGUUUGAAUUGUCUAAUGCAUCUUAAUCUGAAAGAUGAGGUGAUUCAUCGUUUGUGGUGUAAUUGAUACACUCUUAGGUACACAACCAGAUGUAGCAAGGGAACCACAAUCAGAAGAAGAGGCAGCCAAUGAGUAUAUUCUAUACACUAUCCCGUUUUUGGAAAAUGUCAAGCAGUGGAUCUCUGUGGAUGCCCAUGGGGAAAAUUAUGCAGAUGGCUUCAUACAUUACUUGACAAAUUUCUUCAUCAAUUAAUUAUAUGACUAAUGUUCAUGGCUUAAGUAAAGAAGAUGUGUCAAAAACUUUUGAAAAGUAUCAGGCUAGCGAUGAAGGUAGUGCCUACAUGAGAAUUUCCAUUGAAUAUAUGUGCCUGAAUGAGGAGGGCUCAUCUGUGAGGAGGGAGUAUUCAGAGAGAUGUGGAUUUUAUCAUUUGUGUUUUUGUUGGUUUACGAGUAAUUACUAUUAUUAUUCUUAGAUUAGUAACCUUUUGGGUUGUGUUAAAAGUCUCAAAUGAUUCAGAUUUACAAAAAAACAGAGAUAUUUUCAGGUCUUGGAAAAAAAAACAAAGUCUUUAAGAAGGAGAAACAAAA